CGCCGUUAAUCGACUUACGUUGAUCAACAAACAAGAGAUGUAGUCGAUGUACUCAGGAGAACCAAGAUGUUCAAAGAAAGUAAGAAAGCUUAUUUUCUCUCAUACUUCAUUUGGCUUUGGUUUUUCACGGAGUUGGAACGGCUAGCGGCAAGCAAACUUGACAAUUCAAGAUCUGCAACAGAUCCUGGGCGAUUCGGGAAUGCUAUGGAUAGUAUAUUGGCCAUAAAUUCAAGGAGAAAGAGUUACCUAAAUGAGACAGAGAGCUACAAAAGAGAUAAAAUUGAACAUAACAUCAUAAGCGCAAAUGAAGCUCAAGAAAUAGCAGAUGAUUUGUUCGAAGGUGAUGUCAUUCUUGACCAAGUCAGUAUUCCGGAAGACAAAGAACUUUAUAACAUACAACAUAAAAAGGACAACGCGCUCAGAGAUGGAGAUGAAAAUGCCGCCAAAAGGCAGGGAACAAGAAAUCUAAAAUGGUUAUGGCAUUUCAGGAAGGUUCCUUACGAAAUAUCGCCGAGUUUGUAUAGGGCCAAAUAUAAGAUUUUGGACGCGAUCAGAACGUUCAAUAGCAAGACUUGUGUGAAGUUUGUGCCAAGAAAAGCGAGAGACAGAAACUAUGUCUUGUUUGAUAAACGUCAAGGAUGCUAUUCAAGAAUUGGCAGAUCGUAUGCACGUCCUGGCCCCCAAAUCAUCUCCAUUGGACAGUAUUGUGAUUAUAAAGAUAUCAUCAUUCAUGAAAUGUUACAUGCUGUCGGAUUUUUUCACGAGCAAAGUCGCCCUGAUAGACAAAAACAUAUCAAGAUUCAUUGGCAAAAUAUCAAAAAAGGAUUUGAGAGCGAGUUCAAGAUGUAUAGUCACGGCCAAAUUGACAAUCUUCACAUCAACUACAAUCAUAACAGCGUGAUGCAUUACGGCGGCAAAGCCUUCAGCAAGUCUCCGAAACUUGAAACAAUGACAGCCAUAGAUACCCCAGGCAAGAUCAAACUUGGUGGCUCGAAGAUGAGCGCUCUGGAUGUUAUAGAACUGGAUGCUUUGUACCGUUGCAAAUCCAACAAGGUUAAUGAAUGGACUCGUUGGAGUUCUUAUGGACCUUGUGAUAAAUACUGCUACAAAAACAGGCAGAGAUUUUGUUAUGGGAAUACUCCGAAAUCUUGUGGUGGACGUCCUAACCGAUACGGCGUGGAAAGCCAGUACGUUAAGUGUACCAGCAGCGAAUGUCCACUCAAAGUUGGGGGCAACUGGGGUGAUUGGGCCCCGUGGAGUGCCUGUUCUCGCACCUGUAACGAAGGUUUAAAAACCCGGACACGAAGAUGCGAUAAUCCAGCGCCGAAAAAUAAUGGAAAGCCAUGCAAAGGAAGGCCGAAACAGACAGUAUUGUGCGUCAAGCCAAGAUGUCAUCUAGAUUACGACGAUACUGAUUUUCGUAAUGGUAGAUUCGGGAUGUGGGAAAAUGAUAUCUACGAUACACCAGGAUUGAACUGGAUCAUUAAGAAAGGAAACACGCCAACAGAAAGGACUGGGCCCCACUCAGAUCACACCACUAAAAAAGAUUAUUAUCUUUACGUGGAGUCAAGUCGUCGCCGACGAAAUGACGUAGCUCGUCUUAUUAGCAAAUCUAUUUCUAAAACCAAACCAGGCAAACGAUGUUUCAGAUUCUUCUAUCAUAUGGUCGGGCGAACAAUGGGAUCGCUCACAUUGCGUUUGAUAAUCAAAGACCAGCCCCAGCGAGUGUUGUUCACUAAGAAAGGUCCUCAAGGCAAUGGAUGGAGAGGAGAGGAGCUGACUUUAGAUUAUUCCAAGCCUUUCAAGCUUGCAUUUGAAGCGAGGCUUGGCAGACAACCGUAUUCAGACAUUGCUAUUGACGAUGUUUUUCUUGAUGAUGGCAGCUGUGAUUGCAAAGACAAGUACAUGGUGUGCAAAUAUUGGCAAAAGGCUGGUUACUGCAAAAGGUCAUUUAACUAUAUGUAUAAGAACUGUAAAAAGUCAUGCAACUUUUGCGGAUGUCAAAAUGAUCCCAAGUGGAAUUACUGCAGAAAUUGGUCUUUCAACGAGUGUCGGAAAAAUCGGGUUUGGAUGGAAGUCCAUUGCCCCGUGACCUGUCGCGUGUGCGAUUGCUACGAUAAAAACAUUUGGUGUUAUGAUUGGAAAGCGAAAGGAGAAUGCACAAGAAAUCCUAAUUUCAUGAAAAGUGACUGCCGCAAAGCAUGUGGAUUUUGCAAGUAACGUAUUCUACUGGAGGUAGUGGUGAAGAUGAGGUGUUGUUUGUGUUUUUCUAACGGAGUUUUGACGGUUUUACCAACCAAAAAGGUAACAUAGGCUGAUGUCGCCGAACUGAAUGAUAGAUAUGAAAAAAGUGUAUGCUUAAAUUCAUUUAAUUAGGUUUGUCAUUAGACCUAAAGAAAACUUCAUAUAGUCGUAUAUUGAAUGACUGUCUUUCAAAUAUGAACAAAAAUAAAUAAUAAUUCAUGUUUUUGCAUUCAAUAGUUGGUGAUAAAGUGCAUUAAAAUCAGAAAUAAAUAUGGCAUAUACCUAAAUCUUAAAUUAAUAUGAU
Molecule: messenger RNA, 2548 nt
Organism: Dendronephthya gigantea
Lineage: Eukaryota; Metazoa; Cnidaria; Anthozoa; Malacalcyonacea; Nephtheidae
Exons: 15
Coding region: 67-2220 (717 amino acids)
Biological process (GO): proteolysis
Cellular component (GO): membrane
Molecular function (GO): zinc ion binding; metalloendopeptidase activity
Source: RefSeq, a predicted model, not a curated record